This is a messenger RNA of Hordeum vulgare subsp. vulgare (domesticated barley), 3291 nucleotides long. Its product is annotated as G-type lectin S-receptor-like serine/threonine-protein kinase At5g35370. The transcript has a single exon. Bases 340 to 3207 code for a protein of 955 amino acids. Gene Ontology annotation, biological process: protein phosphorylation. NCBI's taxonomy places the organism in Eukaryota, Viridiplantae, Streptophyta, Magnoliopsida, Poales, Poaceae. Gene Ontology annotation, molecular function: ATP binding; protein kinase activity. The record is from RefSeq and is a predicted model, not a curated record.
CGAUAAAUCGAAUGAGAAACUGCUGAAUCGGAUGAUUCUAUGACGUCGUAAAACAAAUUCAGAAAAAUACCAGCAUCAUUGUUAAGUCUUGAACUUAAACUUGGAUGAAGAAAGAUACCACCAAUCUUCUAAACAUUCAACCACGGAUUAGUUUGCUAUACCCCUCUCUCGUAGUCUUCCACUGCAUUUAAUGAGCCACGUCAUUUGCAUGUUUUUUCCUGGUGUAAUAGGUAAUUAAAUUAAUAAAUUCCGCCGUCCAAAGUCAACCCUCCUCUCCGCGUCGCCGACGGUUGCUUGCUUGCCGCCGAGGAGGGAAAAAAGGCGCCGUUUUUAUCCCCUAUGCGCCGGUCGGUCGGUCCCAUGGCGCUCCUCCUCCUCCUCCUCCCGAUCGCGCUGCUCGCCGGCGGGCUGAGGGAGGCGGCGGCGCGCACGGUGCCGGUGGAGUUCCUCUACCCGCCCUACAACCUCACCUACAUGCACUACAUCGACACCAACGGCGUCUUCCUCCGCUCCCCCAACGCCACCUUCUCCGCCGCCGUCUUCAACUCCGGCUCCUCCGACUCCUCGGGCGCCGACGAGUCGCAGCUCACCAUGUCCCGCUACUUCUUCUCCGUCCUCCACGACCGCUCCCGCACCCCCGUCUGGGCCGCCGCCGCCGGCGCCACCAUCGUCCAGUCCAUCAUCCUCUCCCUCAACGCCUCCGGCCUCUACAUCUCCGACCCCGCCGGCCUGUCCGGCCCCUCCUGGUCCACCCCCCGCCUCGCCGCCCCCGUCGCCGCGCUCCGCCUCCUCGACACCGGCCAGCUCGCGCUCAUCGACGCCGACAACGCCACGCUCUGGUCCACCUUCGACGCGCCCACCGACACGCUGCUCCAGGGCCAGCUCCUCCCCGUCGCCGUCCCGCUCACCGCCACCGCCUCCGACCAGGACCUCUCCCCCGGCGCCUACCGCCUCCUCCUCACCCCCGCCGACGCGCUCCUCCAGUGGGCCUCUUCCGACGGCGGCGGCGACUUCGUCACGUACUGGGCGCUCUCCUCCGACCCGGCAUCCGUCCAGGACUCCAACCGCGCCGUGCGAUCCAUGAUGGUCAACGCGUCCGGCGUCUUCCUCCUCGCCGACGGCGGGGGCACCGUCUUCAGCCUCCGCUUCGCGUCGUUGACCCCCGCGCCGGCAACAAAGAUGCUCCUCAAGGUCGACUCCUCCGGCCGCCUGCGCGCGCUCAGCACGGCCUACUCCCCCACGGCGGCGCGCGCCACGCUGCCCGCCGUCUGGGCCGCUCCGGCCAGCGACUGCGACCUGCCGCUCCCGUGCGGCGCCCUCGGCCUCUGCACGCCCGGCAACAACGGCUCCUCCUGCAUGUGCCCCGACGCCUUCACCACGCACACCACCGGCGGCUGCUCGCCGGCCGACGGCUCCGCGCUCCCCGCCUUACCUGACACCUGCCUCGCCGCCAACUCCAAGCCUUCGUCGUCGGCGGCGGCUGCUCACAGCUACACGAGGCUGGGCGACGGGAUCGGCUACUUCGCCAGCAAGUUCGCGCUGCCGACGACGGCCGGCGAAGCGCUCCCGGCGUGCCGCGACCUCUGCUCGGCCAACUGCUCCUGCGUCGGCUUCGUCUACAAGAACUCCUCCAAGUCCUGCCUCCUCGUGCACAACCAGAUCGGCUCCGUCUUCCGCGGCGCCGGCAACAGCGCAUCGGCCACCGUCGCCUUCGUCAAGACGGUCCCGCCGGCUCCGUCUCGCGGUGGCCAAGGCGGCGACGGCGGAUCCGGCUCGUCGUCGUCCCUGAGCACCAUCACCAUCAUAUUCGGCAUCGUGCUGCCGGCCGUGGCGGCGGUGUUCAUCACCUUCCUGCUGUACGUGCUGGGCGUGCACUGGCUCAAGAACCGCCACGGCGGCGCCGGCAAGGCGAAGAGGAAGCAGCACGGCCACGGCGGCAGCAGCUGGUUCAUGCUGCACAUGAUGCCGUCCUUGUCGUCGUCGCGGGCGUCGUCCAACGCCCCGUCGGAGAAGGGGGGCGGCGACAGCGAGGACGAGGGCGACGACGAGGUGCUAAUCCCCGGCCUGCCGACCCGGUUCACGUUCGCCGACCUGGAGGCGGCCACCAACGGCUUCAAGUGGCAGAUCGGGUCCGGCGGGUUCGGCUCCGUGUACCGCGGCGAGCUCCCCGACCGUACCACCGUGGCCGUGAAGCGGAUGAACAACCUGGGCAUGCAAGGCCGGCGCGAGUUCCUCACGGAGAUCGCCGUCAUCGGCAACGUCCACCACGUGAACCUGGUCAAGCUCCGCGGGUUCUGCGCCGAGGGCGCCCGGCAGCAGCUGCUGGUGUACGAGCACAUGAGCCGCGGCUCGCUCGACCAGUCCCUCUUUCCCCGCGCCGGCGCCGGCGCCGCUUCUAAGGCGGUGCUGGAGUGGGGGGAGCGGCUGGGCGUGUGCGUGGGCGCGGCGCGCGGGCUGGCGUACCUGCACGCCGGCUGCGACCGCAAGAUCCUGCACUGCGACGUGAAGCCGGAGAACAUCCUGCUGGACGAGCGCGGCGGCGUGAAGAUCGCCGACUUCGGGCUGGCGAAGCUGAUGAGCCCGGAGCAGUCGGGGCUCUUCACCACCAUGCGCGGCACCCGCGGGUACCUGGCGCCGGAGUGGCUCAUGAACGCGCCCAUCACCGACAAGGCCGACGUCUACAGCUUCGGCAUGGUGCUGCUGGAGCUCCUCCGCGGCCGCAAGAACUCCAAGCAGGACGACGACGACCACCACGACGCCGCCACCACCGGCACAAACAGCAGCACCACCACCAGCGGCACCACCGGCGAGGCGACGGAGGCGAGGAGGAGCAGCUACUUCCCGGCGCUGGCGCUGGAGCUGCACGAGGAAGGGCGGUACAUGGAGCUGGUGGACCGGAGGCUGGAGGGGGGCGCCGACGCGGCGGAGGUGGAGAGGGUGGUGCGCGUGGCGCUGUGCUGCCUCCAUGAGGAGGCGUCGUCGCGGCCGGCCAUGACGGCGGUGGCCGGCAUGCUCGACGGCAGCAUGGACGUGUGCGUGCCGAGGACGGAGCAGCUGGCGUACCUGAGGAUGUACGGCCGCGGCCUCGUCGACGUCCGGCCCGGCGGGUGGAAGGGCAAGUGGAAGGGCUCCGAGAUGACCGCCGGCAGCAGCAGCUGGUCGCCGCCGUCGUGCGUGUCGGCGCAGCAGCUCUCGGCCCCCAGAUGACAUGCCAUCGCCGUCCGUGUAAUUAUAAUGCAAUGUGAUGCAAAUUUUGCCGUGAAAAAAGUAUAUCAAAGAGGUGUACGUGCA